AUGUCGAAGGUAGGUGAGCCGGUAGGCGAAAAGUUGAGGGGCUCCCUCGAUACGCCUCCUGACUCUGGUCAAAUGUAUGAUCCUACUGAUUUUGGGCCCAUUGAUGAAGAAAACGGCGUGCCUAUGCACCCUAAGCAGACGCAACACAAGGGUGACUACAAUACCAAGCUGGAGGACCGCACCGGUAACCAGAAGUUCGGUGUGCGCGUUCGAGAGCAUUGGUGGCAGUUCUGGCGCUUCAAGAAUCCUCCGCCGCCGCCGCCGGAUAGCAUUGACGAUGCAGACCUACUUCCUCUGGGCAAGGCCAAUAUUUUCUCCGACUACACGUACCAUUGGAUUACACCUAUGCUUCUACUGGGCUAUCGACGUCCACUGGAGGCCACUGAUCUGUGGGCCAUGGAUGGACCACGCAAGGCUGAAGUCCUCAGCACUCGCCUUGUCGAGCGCUGGGAGGCACGCGUGGCCAAGGCUGAGGCGUACAAUGCGAAGAUCGUUAGUGGUGAGGUCAAGGUGAAGAGUAGUCUUCGGCGUAAAUGGCGCAAACAGGCAAAAAAGGAAAUGGCGAACAACAUGGGUGGUGAGGCUACGUUGGAGGAGCGCAUGCAUGCCAAAGAAACCAUAUGGCAAAUGCCGGACUUCAAUAUGCUAAAGGGCUCUGAUAUUACACCCGAACUGAAGCGCAUGAAAGAGUUGGCGGGUGAAGCGAAGAGUGGGCACAAGCGUGCGGACCUUUUCUGGGCCUGUUUCGACAUUUUCUGGCCGCAUCUGUUGGAGGCCUUUACGGCGAAGUUGCUGGCUGAUACGGCCCAGAUGACCUCUGCGCUGGUCAUUGAGUCGCUGAUCAAGGCCAUUAUGGAGAACAAGGUUGGUCUUGGAUGUGGCUACGCUGUUGUGAUGUUUGUGAUGCUGGUGAUCGGUAACUUGUUGUCUAACCGUUUCUUCUACAAGAGUCUGUACGUUGGUGUGUUUUGCCGUGCUGCUCUUGUGUCGGGUAUUUUCCGCCGAGCUCUCAACAUGCAGGGCCGUGAUCGAUCUACAGGUAAACUUGUGAACCAUAUCAGUACCGAUGUAAGCCGUAUUGAUUUCGGUGCGCAAUGGUGGCUGCUUGCUUUCACUGCCCCUAUCGAGGUGAUUGUAUGUUUGAUCAUCCUUCUUACGCGGUUCGGUGUGUCUUGCUUGUCUGGUUUCGCCCUUAUUGUGGUUGUGAUGCCCAUGCAAAUGCUGUAUAUGAUGCACCUGUUCACGCUGCGUAAAAAGUCCAUGUUCUGGACAGAUCGCCGUGCGCGUCGUACACAAGAAGUACUUUCAGGCAUGCGCAUUGUGAAGCUCUUCUCGUACGAAUCCAACUUUGUGAACCUCAUUUCCAAGCUGCGCAAAGGCGAGCUGAAGUAUGUGCUGUAUCUGGCGAUUGCCCGUGCUGGUCUUAUGGCUUCGGCUGUGGGUUUGCCUCUCCUGGCCAGUGUACUGGCUGUGGUGACCUACUACUUUGCGCAUGACCGUCAGCUUCAUGUGGAAAAGGUAUUCCCUGCGAUUACCUUGUUCAACCUGCUACGUCUUCCACUGAUGUUCAUGCCGUUUGGUCUUAGUGUUAUUGCAGACGGCUAUAACAGCUUCCUGCGUCUUCGUGAUGUGUUUUACGCUGAACAGCAUGACACGUCGUUGAAUGCGGAUCCCUCGUCGGCGUACGGCCUGAAAAUUGACAAUGCAACGUUUGUUUGGGAGGGCGUAGAUGAAGACGACACACUCAAGCCUGUGAACAACGGUAAGGAGAAGAAGAGCAAAGCAAAGAAGGCCAAAUACAUUCGCAUGUGGAAAGCGCUUCGUCGCAAUCGCAAGAGUACCAAAGCACCGAACAAGUUUACCAAGAUCUUCCGACGCAAGAAGAAAGGUGCGUCGGGGGCGGAGGUCACAGAGACGGUCGUGGUGGAUGAAACGACUACGAAGCCCAAUGAAAAGAAAGAGAACGAGAGCGAUGCUGGCUUUGAGCUGCAAGAUCUCUCGCUGGCCGUGAAGCGGGGCGAGCUGUGUGCGAUCAUUGGCCCUGUGGGAUCCGGCAAGUCGUCGCUGCUUCUAGGCGCGAUAGGCGAAAUGGCUUGCAAAGAGGGCAGCGUGACGUGGUCAUCGAAGCGUGUCGCCUACUGCUCGCAGUCUGCGUGGAUCCAAAAUGCUACACUGCGUGACAACAUUGUCUUUGGGCAGCCAUGGGAUGAGGUGCGGUACUGGGACUGUGUGAAGCGGGCCGAACUGUACUCAGACCUGGCGAUGCUGCAAGGUGGUGAUAUGACCGAGAUUGGCGAGCGUGGUGUAACGCUGUCGGGUGGUCAGAAGCAGCGUGUCAACAUUGCUCGUGCGCUCUAUUUCAAUGCGGAUGUGGUGUGCCUUGACGACCCUCUUUCUGCUGUGGAUGCGCAUGUAGGUAAGGCGCUGUUCAACAAUGCGAUUCUGCCGUUGAAGGAAGAGGGCAAGACCAUUCUUCUUGUCACUCAUGCCAUCCAGUACUUGCCCCAAUGUGAUCGCAUCGUGCUCAUGGAAGAUGGUCGUAUCGAUGAGACUGGCAGCUACGAGGAGCUGAUGAAACUAGGCGGCAACUUUUACAACACGAUGAUGAACUACGGUAUGCUCAAAGAUGAAGAGGAGGAUGCCGAAGAACUGGCGGCGGAAGCUGAGGAUGCCAAGGCGCCUCCCAAAGAGUACAAUCUCUCCGAAUUGAGCAAGCCAGGCCAGGGCAAAACCAUGGAGAGCGAGGAGCGGAACACGGGUGCCGUGGAUGGUACUGUGUGGCUUUCCUACCUGCAUGCCGGCAAGUCGUUGUGGAUCGUGCCUUUGGUUCUCUUGUCAGGUGCAUGCAUGCAAGCGUCUACCAAUCUAUCUUCGUACUGGGUCGUCUGGUGGCAGAAGUGGUACGUCAGCCAUGUAUCGUCGCUGGGUAUCGAAGUGGGUAUCUAUGUCCUGCUGGGUAUUCUGCAGCUGAUCUUCAACUUUGUUAUGGAUGUGGCUCUGGGUCUUCUUACCUUCUUUGCAUCGCGUGCUUUGCAUGACCGUGCGAUGAAGCGUGUCAUUUACUCGCCCAUGUGGUGGUUCGAUACGACGCCUCUAGGUCGUAUUAUGAACCGGUUCGGGAAGGACAUUGACGUUCUGGACAAUCAGCUGAGCAACCUGAUUCGUCAGUGUGCGUCGACGGUCCUCUCGAUUUUGGGUGCGGCUAUCAUGAUCAUUGUAUUUACGUACUACUUUGUGAUUGUGGUCGUGUUUGUAUUUGUCGUCGCCUACAUUGCCGCCUCGUUCUACCGCUCCUCAGCCCGUGAGUUUAAGCGUAUAGAUGCAUUGCUUCGGUCUACGCUCUACAGCCACUUUGCCGAGUCACUCUCCGGCUUGACAACGAUUCGUGCAUACCACGAAUCGGACCGCUUCCUGCACGACAACUACAAGUACAUGGACCUGCAGAACCGGGCGUAUUUCCUCACGGUGACGAACCAGCGUUGGCUUGGUCUGCGUCUCGACUUUAUGGGCUCCGUGUGUGUCCUCAUCACGGCCCUGCUUUGCGCGGCGCAGGUCGGCACCAUCACUCCAGCCACGGCCGGUGUGGCCCUGUCGCAGGUGGUCACUGUAGCGCAAACGCUUGGUUUCCUUACGCGUCAGCUCACCGAGCUGGAAAACGAGAUGAAUUCGGCAGAGCGUCUGGUAUUCUAUGCCAACGAGCUGGAGCAAGAGCCAGCGCAGCAGAUCCCUGACUCCAAGCCGCCGGAAUCUUGGCCACAACAUGGCCAGGUAGAGCUGCGCAAUGUAUGGCUGCGCUAUCGCCCAGGCUUGCCGAAUGUCCUUAAGGGUGUCGACUUUAUCGUGCAAGGUGGUGAGAAGGUCGGCAUUGUCGGUCGCACGGGUGCCGGUAAGAGCUCGAUUCUCACAGUGCUUUUGCGUCUGUCAGAAGCCACGGAGGGCUCUGUGCUCAUCGACGGCGUGGAUGUCUCGAAGAUUGGGCUGGAAGAUUUGCGUCGCAGCAUUGCUAUCCUGCCACAAGAGCCGCUUCUGUUCAGUGGUACCCUGCGCUCCAACUUGGAUCCCUUUGAUCGCUUCGACGACGCUCGUUUGUGGGAUGCCAUGCACCGCUCGUAUUUGACAUCUGCCUCUUCCACAGAGAGCCAGCCAGCGACGGAAGCGGUGACGCCUGUGGUCACGGCCGAUGGUACGGUGUUGGAGUCGUCGACCCCUGCAGCUGCGUCGAAAGCGCUGACGCGUCUGACGCUGGACUCCAUUAUUGAUGAAGAGGGUGCCAACCUCUCGGUCGGCCAGCGCAGUUUGGUCUCCCUCGCGCGUGCCCUAGUGAAGAACUCCAAGAUCAUUCUACUGGAUGAGGCUACGGCGUCGGUGGAUCUGGAUACUGAUGCGAAGAUUCAGCGCACCAUUCGCACAGAGUUUGCUGACCGUACCCUUCUAUGCAUUGCGCACCGUCUUAGCACGAUUAUUGGCUACGAUAAAAUUAUUGUCAUGGACGAUGGCAAGGUGGCCGAGUUUGGCUCGCCUUUGGAUCUGUUCGAUACACAAGACAGCAUUUUCCGUGGCAUGUGCGAACGCAGCAGCAUCAAGCGCGAGGAAGUCGUCACGGCCCGCGCUCAUCAGUAA
This is a messenger RNA of Malassezia pachydermatis, 4620 nucleotides long. RefSeq names its product abc protein. The record is from RefSeq and is a predicted model, not a curated record. Gene Ontology annotation, biological process: transmembrane transport. Gene Ontology annotation, cellular component: membrane. Gene Ontology annotation, molecular function: ATP binding; ABC-type transporter activity; ATP hydrolysis activity. Lineage: Eukaryota; Fungi; Basidiomycota; Malasseziomycetes; Malasseziales; Malasseziaceae. The coding region runs from base 1 to 4620 and encodes 1539 amino acids. The transcript has a single exon.